AUGUCACCAACGACCAUCAAUGCCACCACCAACCUAACCAAGCCCAAUGUUGCCAACAGCAGUGAAACCACCACCACCACCAUCACCACCACCACCGUUACCACUUCUAUCAUCUCCAUCUCUAUCAUCUUCACCAUGAAAUUAUCAUCAGAUGGUGGGGUGUGGGUGGUGCUGCUUUCCCCAGGGGGUCAGCAAGCACUGGGGAAGCCCCUGAGAUGUCUGGCCUCUCUGUCCUCUCCCACCCUGUGUCUCUCUCCUCAUUUCCCUCUGCCUCUCUGCCAAGAAGGGGACAGCCGGAGGCUGAAGGGGGCCAUUCAGAGGAGCACGGAGACGGGCCUGGCGGUGGAGAUGCCCAGCCGGACGCUGCGCCAGACCAGCCAUGAGUCCAUCGAGGACAGCAUGAACAGCUACGGCUCGGAGGGCAACCUUAACUACGGGGGAGUCUGCCUGGCAUCGGAUGCACAGUUCAGUGACUUCCUGGGCAGCAUGGGGCCAGCGCAGUUUGUGGGCCGCCAGACCCUGGCCACCACACCGAUGGGGGACGUGGAGAUUGGCUUGCAGGAGCGGAAUGGUCAGCUCGAAGUGGACAUCAUCCAGGCGCGGGGACUGACGGCCAAGCCAGGCUCCAAGACACUGCCAGCGGCCUAUAUCAAGGCCUACCUGCUGGAGAAUGGCGUCUGCAUUGCCAAGAAGAAGACCAAAGUUGCUCGCAAGUCAUUGGACCCACUGUAUAACCAGGUGCUGCUGUUUCCUGAGAGUCCCCAGGGCAAAGUCCUGCAGGUGAUCGUGUGGGGUAACUAUGGACGGAUGGAGCGGAAGCAGUUCAUGGGUGUGGCCCGAGUGCUGCUGGAGGAACUGGACUUGACCACCCUGGCCGUGGGCUGGUACAAGCUCUUCCCCACCUCCUCCAUGGUGGACCCAGCCACAGGCCCCCUGCUCCGGCAGGCAUCCCAGUUGUCCCUCGAGAGCACCGUGGGGCCCUGCAGUGAGCAAUCUUAGUGCCAGGAACGGGGAGGGGCUCCCUGAGAUGGCCUGGAGACCACCCAGCCCCGACCUGGGACCCCAGGCCCAGGGGCAUCUUGAACAGAGGAGGACGGGGUUCUCCCCCACAGUGGGGAAGCAGAAUAGGGAGACCUACCCACCUUGGACCCUCCUCACCCUUCUUUGCCUCCUAUCCCCUGAGACCUUUCCUUUCCCAGUGGGAUUGGCUGCACUUUUGACUUGGCCGGUUCUUGACCUGGUGGAUGUGGCUGCAAUCCGAAGAAGGGAAGACUGAGGUGGCAGAGCAAACCACUCUCCUGCCCCAGACACUAUCUGACUGCUCCCCUCUUUGCGUCCUCGGAAGCUCGCUCCCCGGAGCCAAGUCCAGAACCCAGCAGCCAUCUCCAUGGUGCCAACUACCAGCAAGUGUCUUUCCUGCGGCACCGGGUUCAGGCAGCUACACCUGCCCCAAAGCUGAUGGGGCAGCUUUGCAAGGAUCCGGAGCCAGCUCCGAGGGGCCCUGAGCCCCCCGCUUAAAGAGGAGCUCCGGCCUCCCUCCGCCUGCCCGUGGAAGAAGCUUUGCCGCAGCCUGUCCAAGUCCAUCUGUCUGUCCCCUCCUGCCUGCCUCUCUUCCAGUGGAAUUGGGGUCCAGCAGGGACCAAAGGAAGGGAGGAGGUGCCCAGGGCCUGGCACAGACCCCCUGGGGUGCCUUGCUCUGUGCGAUUGAAACAAGUUGCUGUGGAAACUGUGGGACUGGAAGGAACUUUGUCAUCUGGGUUUUGGGGGAGGAGCUGUGGGACCUUCAUUUCUCAGAACCCCACGCCCAGAGGGCUCACAGUCUCUGCAUUUUGGGGUGUUGGAUUGGAGAGGGAAUCUAAGGAAAGCUGGGGUUGGGAUUGGUGGUGCCAAGGUGAGGGUCUCCCAAAUAGGAGAAUCCCUUCUUGUUGGAUGAGGUCAAAAGUCAUCUUGCCUAUCCCUUUGCCUCCAGGCUAGGGGCCUGGAGAGGCCACAGAUCUCCCCUACUUUAGUGUUUUUAAACAAACCAUGUGUAUUAAGGGCAGCACCCACUGCCCUGGCCUCAAUUACCUUGGCUCAAGGAGAGAAAGAGAGGAGGUAUGAGUCAAAGAACCGUGAGAUUCCUUCUUGAGUAGGGCCUGGGUAGCUGCCUUCCUGGCCCAGCCCUCCCCGGGGCCCACGGAAGCCCUUUUGCAUGCUGGGGAGGACUCGGGCUGGCCCCUCUUUAUAGAAGCACAUUUCUGCCACCUCCCCUGGGAGGCACCCAGCAGUCCACCACCCCUCAUUACCCAGUCCCUGCUGUGUAGGGCGUAGUCCAGGUUAGCUGGGUAGUUAGUGUUCUAAGCCCCGGGCCUGUCCUUAGCUCGCACGUAGUUUUCACAGAGUCCCAGGGUGGAGUGGAGAGGAGACACAAGAACAUUCCAGGAGACCACGGUCUCCUUGCUGGCCUGGGCCGUGGCUCAGGAGGCCAGCCCUCCUUCUCCCCCUGCCUUCCCCUCCCCCUGUAGGAUUGUAGCUGGAGCUGCCCACUAUACUCAGAUGUUCUGAUUUAUUAUCCUUGGUACUGAUUUUAUUUAUGAAGCAUUCCUGAGGAUGUGGGCCUUGGUGGAGGGGGCCUGGACGCUAUUAGUAGGGGUGGUUUUCCUCUGAGGACACCCGGCUGUGUCCAGUCCCACCUUAUCCCUGGUUCCACUGUAGGCUGCUGACCAGGUGAUUCUUUCACCUGGAAUUCCUUAGCCCCGCCCCCACC
Molecule: messenger RNA, 2746 nt
Organism: Myotis brandtii (Brandt's bat)
Lineage: Eukaryota; Metazoa; Chordata; Mammalia; Chiroptera; Vespertilionidae
Gene: RIMS4
Product: regulating synaptic membrane exocytosis 4
Exons: 7
Coding region: 1-999 (332 amino acids)
Biological process (GO): regulation of membrane potential; regulation of synaptic plasticity; calcium ion-regulated exocytosis of neurotransmitter
Cellular component (GO): presynaptic membrane; cytoskeleton of presynaptic active zone
Molecular function (GO): transmembrane transporter binding; small GTPase binding
Source: RefSeq, a predicted model, not a curated record